Pelobates cultripes (western spadefoot toad) is the source of this 1597-nucleotide messenger RNA. NCBI's taxonomy places the organism in Eukaryota, Metazoa, Chordata, Amphibia, Anura, Pelobatidae. The record is from the annotation of a GenBank genome assembly.
GAAGCUUUGAAGUCAAAGUAAAUGAUCAGCUAAUCUUUUCCAAACUAGAAUGUGGUGGUUUUCCAUAUGCCGAAGAUGUAAGUGUUAAAGUGAAAGGAAUAUCAAACAGCCAUAUGAAUAGGAGGGUGUUGGAGAAUAGUUUGAAUUGUAAUAUAGAACACAUUUCAUAUUCUAAAAAUAUAAUGGUAUAAGCAUUUCUACAGUAAAUAUGUUUGAAUAAUUAUAACUUUUGAUUCGUAUAUACUUUGAAUGUGAGAUGGCCUUGUUUUAAUCACAUUCACAGACUCACACUAUAUAUAUUUAAUGAAAAAUGAAUUUGGCGUGACAAGUUCACUUUAAACUUAGAACAAUGACAUUUAAUAAUUGCCUAAAUAGCAGCAACACCGAUAUAUUUUCUUUAUAGCUUGGUGAAUAAACCCCUUUCCCUGUUUAAAAAAACAAAAACAAAACAAAUCUUUAGGACAUUGGUAUUUACAUAUACACAAUAUGUCUUAAUGAAAGUGGUGUACUGUAUAGCAAAGUGUAUCCGAGUACACUAAAGGCUUAUUUACAACCCCGUCAGUAAAUAGCUGGUAACCUGCAGCAGGUACAAAUUGCACCAGGUUUACAAACUUGCUGCUACAUUUUUUUUUCUAUCCUAUUAUAAUGGCUGCACUAUAUUUAGGGUGAGGUAGAGGCAAAAAAUGCCUACAGAACUCAAAGUAUAAAAAAAGAAAAUUAGACCUGUGCUGCAGAAACUCCACACUGUUGUCCCAACAGUGUAUAUACAAUAGCCAAAAAACAAACAAGAGUCCUGCGCAUCCAGUAUUGGUGUGCACACCCAGGUGCUACCACAAUUUAUUUGAGGACAAAGUUUAAGCAGCAAACGUUUCGGGCAGCAGCCCUUUCUCAAUGCUAAUGUCCAUUAUCUAAUCUAAAGGAUAUUAGCAUUGAGAAAGGGCUGCUGCCCGAAACGUUUGCUGCUUAAACUUUGUCCUCAAUUAAAUUGUGGUAGCACCUGGGUGUGCACACCAAUACUGGAUGCGCAGGACUCUUGUUUGUUUUUUGGCUGUUAUAAUGGCUGCAGCAACAGAUGCCAACCACUUACGGUAUAUUGGCAGCCCAGAAACACACACCAGAUCAUGCACACUUCACCCUCGGCAGCCAAUAACAGGCUAGUAGCACCUGACUGAUAAAAAAUUAACCAAUUGACGUAUAGGGUUUUAGGUGUCAGUAACCUCUAAACCAGGCUGGCGACUGCUGUUAAGCGUUUUGGGUGGGGUAGCUGUAAACAGGGUUGGUAAGCAGUCACUAGGUACUGAUCAGUGGCUCCCAUAGAAAAUGAUAGAAGUCAUUGUUUAGCGACUGACUUUCAGUAUUUGGAGCAGAUAACUCACUUCCAGUACUGUUAAAAUUUUGCAGACUCGUGCCUUCCAACCAUAUUGUGUAUGUUUUUAAUUUUUUUUAAACACAUUUGCUGUCUUGUUGGGGUCUCAGUAAGGAUAAAAUAUUUCUAACGUUUGUAUGGUCUUAGAUCGUGGCAACACUGAAGAAAAUGAGGGAUGGAAAAGGAGCUGAAAAGGUUACCAGGAAUAAGAAGUCAUGCUCUAUCCAGUAA